Molecule: messenger RNA, 372 nt
Organism: Dracunculus medinensis (Guinea worm)
Lineage: Eukaryota; Metazoa; Nematoda; Chromadorea; Rhabditida; Dracunculidae
Source: the annotation of a GenBank genome assembly
AUGAAAGUCAACAUAAGUCAAGUGAUCUUUACUUUUAACUUAACUGCUUUUGUCAUUCAUCUGACGAUCGUUCGUCCCUUAACUGAACGUGUCACGCAUGUGACGAUCGUUCGUCCCUUAACUGAACGUGUCACGCAUGUGACGAUCGUUCAUCUCUUAUUAACUGAACAUAAUGAUGUUUGGUCACGAAAUGCUGCUUUGAAACUGUUUCGUUUGCUACAAAAAUCGAAGCAAUAUUCACCUGAGGAUGGUCUUCGACUUAUUAUUAAUGAAAUUGAGACAAAUGAUCACAUUACUCAACAGGAGUGGAUCGACAUGGAACAGAAAAUAACAAUAUUUUGGAAAAUAACAAUGGCCUCUUUUGGUCCUUGA